AUGAAUUCAAAAUUCUUUCAUGAAGAGUAUGACUUCUUUCUCCUGCAGGUUGGAAAAGAGACUGUGCAGACAACAGAAGACCAGAUCUUGAAAAGGGAUAUGCCACCAGCGUUUAUCAAAGUGGAGAAUGCCUGCACCAAACUUGUUCGGGCAGCCCAGAUGCUGCAGGCAGAUCCAUACUCAGUACCAGCUCGUGACUACCUAAUUGAUGGAUCAAGAGGUAUCCUCUCUGGAACAUCAGACUUGCUUCUGACAUUCGAUGAAGCAGAGGUCCGUAAAAUCAUCCGUGUCUGCAAAGGAAUAUUGGAAUAUCUGACUGUGGCGGAAGUGGUAGAGACAAUGGAGGAUUUGGUGACAUACACCAAAAAUCUAGGGCCAGGAAUGACAAAGAUGGCCAAAAUGAUUGAUGAGAGACAACAGGAAUUAACUCAUCAGGAACAUAGGGUUAUGCUGGUAAACUCCAUGAAUACCGUGAAGGAGCUAUUGCCAGUACUUAUUUCAGCUAUGAAGAUUUUUGUAACCACAAAAAAUUCUAAAAGCCAGGGAAUAGAAGAGGCCUUGAAAAAUCGCAAUUUCACAGUAGAGAAAAUGAGUGCUGAGAUAAAUGAAAUAAUUCGUGUAUUGCAACUCACUUCCUGGGAUGAAGAUGCCUGGGCAAGCAAGGACACUGAAGCCAUGAAAAGAGCUUUAGCCUUAAUAGAUUCAAAGAUGAAUCAGGCAAAAGGUUGGCUGAGAGAUCCAAAUGCACCACCAGGGGAUGCUGGUGAGCAAGCAAUAAGGCAGAUCCUUGAUGAAGCUGGAAAAGCAGGAGAACUGUGUGCAGGCAAAGAACGCAGAGAGAUUCUGGGAACAUGCAAAACUCUGGGACAGAUGACUGACCAGCUGGCUGACCUCCGAGCUAGAGGACAGGGUGGCACACCCAUGGCUAUGCAGAAAGCACAGCAGGUGUCACAAGGUCUGGAUUUGCUGACUGCGAAAGUGGAGAAUGCUGCCCGAAAACUGGAGGCCAUGACAAACUCUAAGCAGGCAAUUGCUAAGAAGAUUGAUGCUGCUCAGAAUUGGCUUGCAGAUCCCAAUGGGGGCAGUGAAGGAGAAGAACAUAUCCGAGGAAUUAUGGCUGAAGCAAGGAAAGUUGCAGAGCUAUGUGAGGAACCUAAAGAAAGAGAUGAUAUCCUUCGUUCCUUGGGGGAAAUCUCUGCUUUGACAGCUAAGCUGUCAGAUCUGCGGCGACAUGGGAAAGGUGACUCUCCUGAGGCUCGUGCAUUGGCUAAGCAAAUAGCUACAUCACUUCAGAAUUUACAGUCCAAAACAAACAGGGCUGUAGCAAAUACUAGGCCAGUUAAAGCAGCUGUGCAUUUGGAGGGCAAGAUUGAGCAAGCUCAAAGGUGGAUAGACAACCCUACAGUUGCUGAUCGGGGAGUAGGCCAGGCAGCAAUUCGGGGUCUGGUGGCAGAAGGUCGUCGUUUAGCCAACGUCAUGAUGGGACCUUAUCGCCAAGACCUGCUUGCCAAAUGUGACCGUGUAGACCAACUGUCUGCUCAGCUGGCUGACCUGGCAGCAAGAGGGGAGGGAGAAUCUCCUCAGGCCAGAGCAAUUGCUGCUCAGCUUCAGGACUCACUGAAGGAUCUUAAAACACGGAUGCAAGAGGCAAUGACCCAGGAAGUUUCUGAUGUUUUUAGUGACACCACAACUCCUAUUAAAUUGCUAGCAGUAGCAGCCACUGCUCCCUCUGAUGCUCCCAACAGAGAUGAG
Acanthisitta chloris (rifleman) is the source of this 1752-nucleotide messenger RNA. It is a transcript of the gene VCL, whose product is annotated as vinculin. The annotation marks the transcript as partial. The transcript has 13 exons. The record is from RefSeq and is a predicted model, not a curated record. Gene Ontology annotation, biological process: cell adhesion. Gene Ontology annotation, molecular function: actin filament binding; structural molecule activity. Gene Ontology annotation, cellular component: actin cytoskeleton. Lineage: Eukaryota; Metazoa; Chordata; Aves; Passeriformes; Acanthisittidae.